AUGGUGCCGGUAAGGGUGGAAAAGAAGCUGUUGCUGGGCCCCAACGGGCCGACCAGUGAGGAGGAGGAGGGCCAGAGCCUAUGGUCCUCCAUCCUGAGCGAAGUGUCCACCCGCGCCAGGUCUAAGCUGCCGCCCGGCAAGAACAUCCUGGUCUUCGGUGAAGAUGGUUCUGGUAAAACAACCCUCAUGACUAAACUACAAGGAGCUGAGCAUGGCAAAAAAGGAAGAGGCCUAGAAUAUCUCUACCUCAGCGUGCACUAUGAGGACCGAGAUGAUCACACACGCUGCAAUGUGUGGAUUCUGGAUGGAGACUUGUGCCACAAAGGCCUGCUGAAAUUUGCAGUUUCUGCUGAAUCCUUGCCAGAGACCCUCGUCAUUUUUGUUGCAGACAUGUCUAGACCUUGGACUGUGAUGGGAUCUCUGCAGAAAUGGGCUAGCGUUUUACGUGAGCACAUUGAUAAAAUGAAAAUUCCACCAGAAAAAAUGAGGGAGCUGGAACGGAAGUUUGUGAAAGAUUUUCAAGACUAUGUGGAACCCGAAGAAGGUUGUCAAGGUUCCCCACAGAGAAGAGGCCCUCUGACCUCAGGCUCUGAUGAGGAAAAUGUUGCCCUGCCUCUGGGUGACAAUGUGCUGACUCACAACCUAGGGAUCCCAGCGUUGGUUGUGUGCACAAAGUGUGAUGUGGUGAGUGUCCUGGAGAAGGAGCACGACUACAGGGAUGAGCAUUUGGACUUUAUCCAGUCACACCUGCGGAGGUCCUGCCUUCAGUAUGGAGCUGCCUUGAUUCACACAUCAGUGAAAGAAGAGAAAAACCUUGACUUGUUGUAUAAGUAUAUUGUUCAUAAAACGUACGAUUUCCACUUCACCACACCUGCCUUAGUUGUGGAAAAGGAUGCUGUUUUUAUACCUGCAGGCUGGGACAAUGAAAAGAAAAUAGCUAUUUUACAUGAAAAUUUUACAACCGUGAAGCCAGAAGAUGCAUACGAAGACUUUAUUGUGAAACCUCCCAUCAGAAAGCUGGUCCACGACAAAGACUUGGCAGCAGAAGAUGAGCAGGUGUUCCUAAUAAAGCAACAGUCACUCCUUGCCAAGGAGCCAGCCACACCCACGAGAGCCUCCGAAUCUCCUGCAAGAGGACCCUCUGGCUCUCCAAGGACCCAGGGUCGGGGAGGGCCAGCCAGUGUGCCUAGCUCCUCCCCAGGCACAUCAGUUAAGAAGCCAGACCCAAACAUCAAAAAUAAUGCAGCAAAUGAAAGGGUGUUGGUCAACUUCUUCAACAGUCUCUUGAGUAAAAAGACAGGCUCUCCUGGAAGUCCUGGUGCUGGUGGGGUGCAGAGCACAGCUAAGAAGUCAUGACAAAAGACUGUUUUGUCAAAUGCUCAGGAAGAACUGGAUGGAAUGACUCGAAAGCCAGACUCUGUGGUAACAAACUCAACAGAAAAUGAAGCCUGAACCUCCUUAAAAAGUGCAUAUGUCGAAUGACCAAAUAACUAUGUAUAUUGAUCUGCUAAGACCAGGGUUUUUCUGAUACGGCACAUGCUAUCAGUUUUUUGGGGCAGGGGAGAUGAACUUUAAAAAAAAAA
Molecule: messenger RNA, 1583 nt
Organism: Cebus imitator (Panamanian white-faced capuchin)
Lineage: Eukaryota; Metazoa; Chordata; Mammalia; Primates; Cebidae
Product: cytoplasmic dynein 1 light intermediate chain 2-like
Biological process (GO): microtubule-based movement; microtubule cytoskeleton organization
Cellular component (GO): centrosome; cytoplasmic dynein complex
Molecular function (GO): dynein heavy chain binding
Source: RefSeq, a predicted model, not a curated record